CGAUGAAUUCUCGAGUACUGCGCGAGGGUUGCGGACAUUUUGUUGUUUCGUGCGUUUCGUGGUAUUGAAUAUUCUUCGUUGAGAGAGAUUAGGCCCUAAAAUGGGUACUCCGAAGCAGGAGAAUAAUAGCGUAGUGCAAGUUGCAAAUUCUGUCAAGAAACCGUAUGGAAUGAUUAUUUUAACACUAAAGAACUGCCUUUUACCAGAAGAAAAGCUGUCGCCCACACCUUCGCAAAUAGAUGGCUUGGAUCAGGAAACUGAAACUGAUUUACGUGUUCUGGGGUGUGAAUUAAUCCAAACUGCAGGAAUAUUACUUAAACUACCUCAGGUUGCAAUGGCUACUGGCCAAGUACUUUUCCAAAGAUUUUAUUAUUCGAAGUCUUUUGUUCAAUAUGCCAUGGAAACAACUGCAAUGGGAUGUGUAUGCCUUGCAUCUAAGAUAGAAGAAGCUCCGAGAAGAAUACGUGAUGUUAUUAAUGUGUUCCAUCACAUUAAGCAAGUAAAGGGACAGAAAUGUCGGUCUGCUGGUGAGUUGGCAACCCAAGGUAGCGGGGGUGUGACGGCAAGCCACGCUCACUCUGCACCCCCGAAGGCCCGCCACGACACACAAGCUGCUCUAGCUCUCUUUCUCUGUUUUGUUGCCUUUCAUUGUCAAGUCCUUCCUGAUAAAUCCAUCCGGUCCUGACCUUAAAAUGGGAUGGCAUGUAAGAGCAGUUCAGUGGCAGGCCUUGCAAAAUUAUUGGAAAUUUAUUUGCAGGCUUAAAAAAGUUGGUAUGCAAAAUUGUACGUAAUACCUUGGAUACCACUUUUCCCAAAUUAUUCCUUGUUAUUAUAAGACACAAGACUUCUUUGUUCAUACAUUCUAUUAUGACUUGGGUCUAAAACUAUCUGCUCAACCAAGUCUUAGGGUAAUUUAAGCAAGUUCAAGUAUGUCAAUUUAUUUUCUUUUGAUACUGCAAAUGUUUUGUAAGUUUUACUAUUAUGAAUAAUGAUGGUACCAUGUUUGAAACGUGUGUUAUGUGGUAGAGCCCAUAACUUUAUAAUACAAUGUUUAUAAAAACAUCUUCAAACAAUGAGACAUACUUGCCUAAAUUAGACUUACACAUUUCUUUUUCCUUAAUUUUGCUAAAAGAUACCUUUUGACUUGGUUUGUGUAGAAACUGACAUGUGGGACUUGGGAAUGUGUGACUGUAAGUGCACUUCAUAAUUUCACUUUCCAAGUAUUUAUAUUACUCCAGCCCAGUGUGUUUCAGGAAUGAUCUAAUGGGGUAUGUAUGAAGCAUUUAGUGUAUAUUUAAUUUUGCUCAUGCACUGCCUUAAACUUCCCAAUGUGAUGUUUCUUCUGAAACAUGUAAAGUUGUUUUCGCUCUUACAGUUCAUUAUACUAGUAUUAAUUUCACAGUCAGUUUGUACCUAAUGCCACUCCCAUAUUUGAAUUCCUUUAUCCAGAGGAAACUAGGAAUUCCUUUGUCCAAAAUAAACCUUAUGUACAGUUGCUGUUCAUUCUUUAGCGGCUAGUGUACUAUAAGGCUUAUUUUAUUCAAAAGCCACUGCUAAGUGCAUAAACUCCCAAGUGUUUGUUGGGCUUGCCAAGAAGGAAGUUACUUUUUUCCCUCAGCAGAAUGAGUUUUAAUCAUAAAGGAAGUUUGGGAUUUAAAACCUUAAUCCUGGAAAUCAGAAUGCUUCCAAAAGCAAAAGCUGUUUGCCUUCCAGAAUACGUACGUAUGAAAUUUGAUUUAGGGGUGCCCAAACUAUGGAAGAAAAAAUAUUUUUUUUUCACUGUUGUAUUUCAUGAUGUUAUGAUUGACACUAAUUUUGUUUAGUUUGUGCAUCCCUAAUGGAAGCUUAUUUAAGUGUGAUGGAACGUAAAAUGCCUUGUUCUUCAUAAUAAGUCACCAUAAGUAUUUAAGGUCAUGAGUGAAAAUGUCUAUCUUUUGAGUUAUUUUAAGUUUUGAUUGUAAUAUAAGAAAAUAAUGUUUGCAUUUGAAAAUUGUGAUUUUAAAAUUAAUCUCACAGUAUUAAUGGACUUUGUACCUAAAGUGGUUUAGGUUUCAUGAAUUGCAGAAUGCUAUUUUGAAAAUUUGAGACUCCAUUCACAUAAGUUCAUUCUACUCUACCAUGAACUAGUGUGUGUUCUUAACUAAAUUGUAUUUCAGUACUCUCCUGUAGUUUAUAUUAUUCAGAAUUGGAUUUUUUGAGGGUAAGUAAUGAAAAAACAAUGAAGAGAAGUCAUCAAGGAUGAAAUGAAGAUAUUUUGUGACACGAUUACUGAAGAGAAUGGAGAAGAGCAAUGAAGUGGGAACUUCUUGACUUUAAUUUUUAUGAGCUAUAUAGUUACUUUUGUGGGCAAUUCACCAUGGUAAACAUAGUCGAGAAUAUUUGAUAUAAUUGUGGCCUAAAUUGAAGUGCAUUUCUUUCUUGUGACGAAAAGAUUUCCUAAUCCUUUAUUUUGCAGUUUCAUCAUCUGGAUGUAGCGUUGCAUUGUAGUGAAGAAAUUUGAUGUUUUGCACCACCUAAGUAGUUGCUUGUAUGAAUAAGGGUUAUGCUCUAGUAUAUUAUUUUAUUUUUAAAAUAUCAAUUCGUGUGUUUCCUUUUGAAUUGCAAUGUUUGUUGAGAUGUAAUACAAAUAAUGAAAUUGAAAAUGGGAUGUAAAAUGUUCAUUAAGUUGUAUUAUUAUUUAAAUAGUCAAAUAUUCCAGAUUAUUUUACAUGGUGAAUGAAUGUGGACAGUGUGACUACACAUUUCAAAAAGUGAUUUGAGUUUAUUGUGCAACCUCCACGGGGGAAUUUUGCAGGUAUCAAGCACUGGACUGUAAUAUAAAUUGGCCUCAGUUUAUGAAAUUGGACUGAAUAACCCCACAAAGAGAAACGUUUUAGAAAUGGAUGAUGUAAAAGUGUUGCUCCGGAAAAAUCAAGAAAUUCAAUUCUAUUGUGUACAGUAAACGUUAUAUGUAAAAUGUGGUAAGAUAAUGCUGCAAGAUAUGUGAACUCCUAAAACGUGGUAAGGUUUGGCCAGUGAGGAAUGAAUUACUAACAUUGAUAUUUUAACUGGUGAUUCUGUUUCAGAUACACCUCUGUAAGGAAACAUCUGCAAAUAAUAAUUGAAAUACAAGAUUUGUACUAUGCACAAUGUAUUGAUAUGAGUUAAGCCCAUAGAGCUUCUAAUUUGAGAGAUUGAAGCUCAUGGCACACAUGGGUUGCAAAAAAUACUGUUUCAUUACCCAAAGUGGAAUGUUCUAAAUUGAAAGUAGAAUGCUUAACCCACAUCAAUACAUUCAUAAACACCCAUUGUAAAUAGUUUAAUACUCAGGGAUGGAAAAUAACUCAUGGCCUUAAUGCACAUAGAGAGUAAGGUGGCAUACGGAGUCAAGGAGAUAAUACUGUUAUUGUGAUGAUACAAUGUGACUUAUGUUGUGUAUUUUGGAAAAGCUUACAUUAUCUAUUCUGAAGGAAAGAAAUAUGAGAUGCGGAAGUAUAGAAAGAAAGAGGUUGUUGCAGCGGAGAAGUUUCUACAUAGAGAAAAUUCUAUGUAGCUCAAUGCGCUCAAUCAAUGGCACAGAUGUGCUGUCAUGCCAGAAGGAAAAUCUUUUCUAUAUUUAAAGUCAAUAUAAAGACAAUGGCAAUGCAAAUAAUGCUGUAUAAUUUGCGAUUGUAUUUCAUGUUUUUCUCCAUUUUGUUAAAGAACUAUUCAACCCAUGAUGUUGGAUCAACACUAUAUUAAUUUGAAGAACCAAGUGAUAAAAGCAGAAAGAAGAGUUCUCAAGGAAUUGGGUUUUUGUGUUCAUGUUAAACAUCCACAUAAGCUUAUUGUAAUGUAUUUGCAAGUACUGGGUUUUGAAAAACAUCAAAAUCUUAUGCAACUCUCAUGGAAUUAUAUGAAUGAUUCUUUACGAACAGAUGUGUUUGUGAGAUACCAGCCAGAAACUGUAGCAUGUGCAUGUAUAUAUCUUACUGCUCGUCGUUUAGGAAUUCCUUUACCACGUGCUCCUUCAUGGUUUAGUAUUUUUAGAGUUGAAGAGAGUGAUAUCCAAGAUGUCUGUUUUAGGAUAUUGAGGCUAUAUAACCGACCGAAGCCAAAUGGAGAAGAGUUGGACCGAAAAGUUAACGAACUUAAAGCCCAGUAUCAGGAAGCACGACUGAAAGCAAAAGCUAAUAAUAACAAUACUGCAAGUGCUGGUAGUAACAGUCCAGCAUCUCCUUCUGGUCAGAACAGAACUGGUCUAGUGUCUUCGAGAUGGACUGGUUUUUAUAGUCGAAACAAUCAUGGUACUGAAAAGCAUCGUAGUAGAAGUCGUACCCCUUCUCCUAGCCAUAGUCCACCGCCAGUAAAACAUAAUAAAAAAUCAAAGAAAAAUAGAACGAGGUCACUCUCCCGGUCGAGAUCUAGGUCCAGGUCACGAUCAAGGUCCCAUGAGAGAAGAAGUAGAAAAUAUGCUAAAAGACGCAGCUACUCAAGAUCUCCUAGUUUGUCUCCACACAAAGCACAGCGCAAGAACAAGGAGAAAUCUCGUCACAGAUCACGGUCGCGAAGUCAUGAGAGACGAACAGAAUCUUAUGACAGAUACUAUAGUAGUAGCAAGUCAAGAAGUCGGCAUUCUUCGAGAGAUAGGAAAGAUCGUCGUUGAGACAUUUUGUUAAGUUUCAGUGACUUUACUUUGUACCUUUUGGCAGUAACACAAGACAGAUUUUUGUGCUGUGAUGAAGGAAACUCGAGCCACAUCAGUGAAGAUUUCCUAAGUACAAUGUUCAGAAGGCUACCUUCGUUUAAGAAGAUGGUAUUAAGUUAUUGAAGGGGCCAAGUCAACCCUGAGAGAUGUUGCUGCUUGUAAUUAUGGACAUAUGUUUUAUGCUAUGAAUGAAGUUUUUAGUGUGUUUGAGGAUGAGUGUAUGGUUUGCAAGUAAAACUAUUUGCAUACCUCCAUGUGUUUUUAAUACAAUAUAUAGAAUCAGAUGACAAGAGGAACGUUUCUCGUCUGUGAAAUAUAUCUAUAUUUAUAAAA
This is a messenger RNA of Gryllus bimaculatus (two-spotted cricket), 4999 nucleotides long. The record is from the annotation of a GenBank genome assembly. NCBI's taxonomy places the organism in Eukaryota, Metazoa, Arthropoda, Insecta, Orthoptera, Gryllidae.